AUGGGAAAAUACCUAAUCUUUGGAGAUGGCAUCGAAGGAUUUAAGCGCCGAAGCUCGGCCGGUCAUGCUCGGCCGGGCUUUAACUUGCUAGCCUCAUGCCCCGACAGGCGUCUGGUUUUUCGCAAAUAUGAAUAUAAGCCAUUCAUAUAUCUACAAUGUCUUGUCUCUUCUCAGGUUUUCUAUUCCCAACACCCAUCCUACAAGAAAUGGAAAAUGGAGGCGCUUGAAUUUUACGUCAAGGGCUCUCGCCUUGUCUUCGGCCUGAUAUACACCCACAUCCAGCAAAGGAUAUCUGCAGUCGGCCAUCGAUGGACGUACCAGGAAACUCCAUCGCCUAAGGACGUCGUGGUACUCGGGGGCUCAUACGCCGGCGUCCACCUUGCGCAACGGUUAACCGAAUCGCUACCAACUGGCUACCGGGCAGUUUUGAUCGAGAGGAAUUCCCAUUUCAAUCACUUGUUUGUGUUCCCUCGGUGUGGUGUAGUGUCUGGCCUGGAACAGUCUGCCUUCAUCCCCUAUGAUGGAGUCGCCAGGUCCGCUCCACCGGGUAUAUUCAAACAUAUACAGGACUCGGCGACGAGUAUAACAGACAAUCAAGUUAUUCUUGCCUCUGGUGAAAAAGUUGACUAUGAAUACCUUGCAAUCGCUACUGGGUCGUGGCAGCCGUCACCGGCUAAGCUCGCUUCAACGGAGAAAGCAGGCGCUUGUGAGGAAAUGCAUGGCUCUCAGGAACGAGUUGAACGGGCGGACCGCAUUGCUGUAGUUGGAGGAGGCCCGGUCGGAGUACAAGUUGCCUCUGAUAUCAAGAGCUACUUCCCUCAAAAGGAUGUAACUUUGAUUCAUUCUCGCACACAGUUGCUCCCUAACUUUGGCCUCCGGCUACAUGAACAUGUGAUGAAGACGCUGAAGCAGCUGGAUGUUAAUUUAAUCCUUGGUGAACGGCCUCAAACAGUGACUGGGGAUAUUGCGUCAAUGGCCAAAGACAAGAUACAAGAGGCUUUAAGUUUCAGGGACGGCCAUAAGGAGACGUUCGACCUCGUGGUAAGCUCAGCCCCCUUUUCCUUUUUCCCGCCCCCCCCCUUUUUUUUCGUACUCCAUAGUUAUAGAAGCUCAUUCCUAAAACAGAUCCGUUGUACCGGCCAGCGACCUAAUUCUAGCAUUAUUGCUAACUUAUUCCCUUCCGCCAUUUGCAAGCAAAGUGGACAAAUCCUCGUACACCCAACUCUUCAGAUCAACAAUGGUCCCAACAUGUCGAACCCUAACAUCUUUGCCCUCGGCGAUGUGGCUAAAACCACCGGUCCGAGAAUGGAGAGGACUGCACGGGCACAGGCGGAUAUUGUUGCCUCAAAUAUUGUGUCCCUAAUUACCGGGUAUACUCCACUCCAGACGUACCGUGUCACAGAAGCACAUGGCGUCAUCAAGCUGACACUAGGGAAGCAUGACUGGGCCAUGUACUAUAGGGAGGAUAGUGGCCAUGAACUGAUGGUGCAUGGAAAGGCAAAGGGUGAUAAUAUUGACGUUCGUCCAGUUUGGCAGGCCAUGGGUGCACAAUACCCUCCCGCUCCUGCUUCUGCUCCGACUCCCUCCUAA
Molecule: messenger RNA, 1590 nt
Organism: Trichophyton benhamiae CBS 112371
Lineage: Eukaryota; Fungi; Ascomycota; Eurotiomycetes; Onygenales; Arthrodermataceae
Exons: 3
Coding region: 1-1590 (529 amino acids)
Cellular component (GO): cytoplasm
Molecular function (GO): electron-transferring-flavoprotein dehydrogenase activity; flavin adenine dinucleotide binding
Source: RefSeq, a predicted model, not a curated record